CGGUGAUUCCGGAUAACGUGCCAACACUGGCCAAGAUGGACAUCCCGGGCUGCUACGACGCCCUCCAGGAAGCGCUCAAGGAGCCUCGCCCAAAGCAGCUCGUGACCGAGAUCAACGCUCACCUCGAGACGGCUAACGCGACGAAUGGCCAGCCCAAGAAGCUUCAGUUUCUCUGCGUCGACUGCAAGCAAGAAGGCGUCGAAGGCAAGGCCCGCGCGUUCUUUGCCGCGCCGCCCGCUAUCGUGCUCUGCGCCAACCGCCUUCGGACGCAGAACGACGUGUCAGAGGUCAUCGUGCACGAGCUCAUCCACGCUUACGACUACACGGUGCGCGGCAUGGAUCUCACCAAACCCGACGUCCUCGCGUGCAGUGAAGUGCGGUCGGCGCGCGAGUCCGAGUGCUAUCAAAAGGCCGACCACUUUUGCAAAACGAGUUCGGCGGCGCUCGGGGCGCGUGCCUGCGAGUGGUGGACGCACAAGUGCGUCAAGGACAACGCGACCCAAGCGACGUCGUCAAUGCUGCCACCCACCGAGGCCAAAGCGCGCGUCCAAGCCGUCUUUCCCACGUGCUUUGCCGACCACGCACCGUUCACGUCGGCGUAAAGGAAUGGAGCGAUCACGAUCAUCUCGCCCAGAGGCGCGUCGGUUGCAAAGGCGAGUUGGACAGCAGAAUGUACAGCGCGGACUCGACGAUCCGUCCUCCUUCUGUUCCAACGCAGAUCCAGUCAGUCGCCACGUAACACGCGACAUGCCCACGAUCCA
Molecule: messenger RNA, 761 nt
Organism: Saprolegnia diclina VS20
Lineage: Eukaryota; Oomycota; Saprolegniomycetes; Saprolegniales; Saprolegniaceae
Exons: 7
Coding region: 36-602 (188 amino acids)
Biological process (GO): mitochondrial protein processing; mitochondrial proton-transporting ATP synthase complex assembly
Cellular component (GO): extrinsic component of mitochondrial inner membrane
Molecular function (GO): metalloendopeptidase activity
Source: RefSeq, a predicted model, not a curated record